CCUGGGGCCACCCCGCAGCGGAAAUGGCGGCGCGGAGCUGAGCCCGUCCCUUUCCGGUCUCUUACACCACCGCCGCCAUGCCCCUCGCCAAGGACCUGUUGCACCCGUCUCCCGAGGAGGAGAAGCGCAAGCACAAGAAGAAGCGGCUGGUGCAGAGCCCCAACUCCUACUUCAUGGACGUCAAGUGCCCCGGCUGUUACAAGAUCACCACCGUGUUCAGCCACGCCCAGACCGUGGUGCUCUGCGUGGGCUGCUCCACGGUGCUGUGCCAGCCCACGGGGGGCAAGGCCCGGCUCACCGAGGGCUGCUCAUUCCGACGGAAGCAGCACUGAGCGAGCCGGGAUGCCAUGGAGACAGACGGGAAUUCCGCCCAGUCCCUGUAGCCCCCUCCGCUUCCCACCAAUAAAUUUUGGAUAAAAUA
Molecule: messenger RNA, 421 nt
Organism: Vidua chalybeata
Lineage: Eukaryota; Metazoa; Chordata; Aves; Passeriformes; Viduidae
Gene: RPS27
Product: ribosomal protein S27
Exons: 4
Coding region: 78-332 (84 amino acids)
Biological process (GO): translation; ribosomal small subunit assembly
Cellular component (GO): cytosolic small ribosomal subunit; ribosome
Molecular function (GO): RNA binding; structural constituent of ribosome
Source: RefSeq, a predicted model, not a curated record